Messenger RNA from Erigeron canadensis, 1371 nucleotides. RefSeq names its product U11/U12 small nuclear ribonucleoprotein 35 kDa protein. Gene Ontology annotation, molecular function: mRNA binding; snRNA binding. The transcript has 8 exons. Gene Ontology annotation, biological process: mRNA splicing, via spliceosome. Lineage: Eukaryota; Viridiplantae; Streptophyta; Magnoliopsida; Asterales; Asteraceae. The coding region runs from base 114 to 1118 and encodes 334 amino acids. Gene Ontology annotation, cellular component: U12-type spliceosomal complex; precatalytic spliceosome. The record is from RefSeq and is a predicted model, not a curated record.
AUUUUUACAUUUUAAGACAAACAAAAUCCCUGAACAGGCGACCGGACCGUGAGACCAAAAAGAAAAGAAACACAAAUCCAUCCAAUUAAACUCGGUGAGAAUAAUAAGAUAUCAUGAGCAGCAGAAACAAUGAGAAUAACAGCAGUAAAUUAAACUCGGUGUUUUACGCAAAAUCAUAUCACCCAAUUCAAGCCGGCAGUAUUGACGGCACCGACAUUCUUCCUCAUGAUAACGCCGUUUACCGUGCUCUCUUAUGUUCUUCCGCUGGCCUCUAUGACCCGUUUGGUGACCCGAAUGUAAUCGGUGAAGAUCCAUAUUGUACUCUUUUUGUUGGCCGCUUGUCUCGGCUCACUACUGAAGAUACUCUUCACAAGGCUAUGAGCAAAUAUGGAACAGUGAAGAACUUGCGACUGGUCCGGCAUAUAGUUACUGGUGCUUCUCAAGGUUAUGCAUUUGUGGAGUAUGAAAGUGAAAGAGAGAUGCAACGGGCAUAUGAGAAAGCGCACCAUUCAUUUAUUGAUGAUUCUGAAAUUAUAGUUGAUUACAACCGCCAACAACUAAUGCCAGGGUGGAUUCCAAGAAGAUUAGGAGGGGGUCUUGGAGGUAAAAAAGAAUCUGGCCAGCUUCGGUUUGGAGGACGUGAAAGACCAUUUCGUGCUCCAUUGCGUCCAAUUCCAUUGGAUGAUUUGAAACGGCUUGGAAUCCCGCCUCCUCCUGAAGGAAAUUACAUGUCACGAUUUGAGAUUCCAUCGCCGCCCCAAAGGAAAAAACACACAGACAGGGAGGAUAGAAGCCCCCGACAUGGGAGAAGAUCAAGCAGCAGGGACCGACUACAUGGGGAAAGGGAGUCCGUGGAUACCAAAGAUGGAUCCAGGAAGAGCCACAAGCACAGUAGAAAUUAUCAUGAUGAACGCGAAAGGUCCUACAGCCAUGACCAUCAAUAUGAUGAGAGGGAAGACAACUCCAAAAAGAGUAGAGAUUCUCAUAGACAUAAGAGAACAUCUAGGAGUCGUGAUCACCGAUCUGAUGCAAGACGAUCUAGUGACAGGGAACAACGAUCUGAAGCAAGACGAUCCAGUGACAGGGAACGGUCUCACAAACGCCACAGAUAUGAGUAAGUUGUAUCCAAGAUGAAAGUACGGAUAUAUGUAUAUCGACUCAUCUUAGUAAAACAUGGUUGAGCAUAGGAUGCCAAUGUGUUGCUGUUAAAUCGUUUUGAAAAAAAUUUAAUCGCAACGUGUUCCAGCAUUCGGCCCAAACAAGUUAAGUAGUUGACGAGGUCAAUAGGAUACAACCUAACCAUGUAUGUAACAAUUACGAAAUGCAAUUUUAUACUUAUUUUAAAUGUACAAGAGAGAAUCAUAUACAUCA